Lachancea mirantina is the source of this 711-nucleotide messenger RNA. NCBI's taxonomy places the organism in Eukaryota, Fungi, Ascomycota, Saccharomycetes, Saccharomycetales, Saccharomycetaceae. The record is from the annotation of a GenBank genome assembly.
AUGGGUAGUGGUGAAAUCCUUAGCUCUCCUUUUGCAUUCUACGCUUUUUACCAGCUUUUUUCGCGCUUGGAUACGUCAAAUAGCAAGAAAGAUGCGACGGGGAACGUAACUUUUGAUCAGAUCGCCUAUGAGUUGUUUCCUGGCACUCAAACAGACGCUGCGUCGGAGAAAACUUCUCUAUUCAUCACCUGGAAGAAGAAAAGCAAAGGGUCCAGCGAAUUUCAGCUUCGAGGAUGCAUUGGGACGUUUGCCAAGUUGCCCUUACUAAGGGGUAUCGAAAAGUACGCGUUGAUAGCAGCCUUCGAAGAUCACAGGUUCCCUCCGAUCUCGGCAGCCGAGGUGAAAGACCUCCAGUGCAGUUGCAACGUAUUACACGAGUUCCAGUCGAUCUACGCGGCAGGUAAGGGGGACAUUUACGACUGGGAACUCGGGGUACACGGUAUCGAGCUCAAGUUCCGCGAUCCGCACAGUUCCCGGCUCUUAAGCGCGACUUUUUUGCCCGAAGUGAUGCCCGAGCAAGAUUGGGACAAACGCGAGACGUUUGUCAACCUGAUCGAGAAAGCAGGCUGCUGGCAGUUCGCAGAGACCGUAAUGGACAAUUACGAGAAAUAUUUCGUGGACGUGAUCCGGUACAGGGGCGACAAGAGCGAGAUUUCCUAUCCAGAGUUCCAUCGCGGGCUCAAGGCGCUGCUGGCGGACCCGUCUCGAUGA